Molecule: messenger RNA, 3217 nt
Organism: Sebastes umbrosus (honeycomb rockfish)
Lineage: Eukaryota; Metazoa; Chordata; Actinopteri; Perciformes; Sebastidae
Gene: gal3st1a
Product: galactose-3-O-sulfotransferase 1a
Exons: 3
Coding region: 418-1698 (426 amino acids)
Biological process (GO): myelination; galactosylceramide biosynthetic process
Cellular component (GO): membrane
Molecular function (GO): galactosylceramide sulfotransferase activity
Source: RefSeq, a predicted model, not a curated record
CCCGUCCCCUGACAGAGGCCCCUGACGUCACAGGUGGCUAGAUGAGCCUCCCUGCAGGGCUUUAUUCAGCAAGAUCAGCUUUUGGAAUUUGAAGUUGAGGUGGAGGCAGCAGGCGGCCCGAGGCAUCAGGUGUUCAUGCUGAGAGGCAGGAGGAAAGGGGAGAAGAGGAGCAGCAACCAGAUGAUCAAUCUCCACUGCACUUGGCAUGUGAUAAGGGGAGCACGGGACUGUGCUGGGUCUAUAACAGCAUGUGUAUGUCAAGAUCAGACAUAAGAACGGCUGCAGGAGGGAGAUCCACUUUUAUUAGUCAUCUGGAGCUGGAUGCAAAGGAAGUGGACAAUGCAGUUGGACAAGAAACACUUCCAUUAGUUUCUGUUUGGAUUCAUGUAUGAGGGUAAUCCCUGAUUCUGCUGGACCAUGGCUGGCAAGCAAGGGAGGCAGUGGAGGUCCAUGUGCAAAGGCCUGGUCCUGGGUACCCUCCUGACCAGCUGCAUGAUCCUGCUGUACUGCCUCUCCACUCCACAGGUCCACUUCAGUCUGCCUGAGGUCCCAGUGCCUUACUCAUGUGCCCACCGUCCGUCCCAGCUCCACCCCAAACCAACAUCAACAAACAGCUCACAGCCAGACACUGGCCAGACCUGCACUCCUAAAGUGGACAUCAUGUUCAUGAAGACCCACAAAACAGCCAGCAGCACCUUCCUCAACAUCCUUUUCCGCUUCGGGGAGAAGCACCGGCUCAAAUUUGCCUUCCCUGACAGCAGAAAUGACUUCUUCUAUCCGUCCCUUUUCCAGCGUUCCCAGGUUAAAGACUACAGACCUGGAAUGUGCUUCAACAUUAUCUGUAAUCACAUGCGCCUCAAUGCACCCGAGGUGGCCAAGCUGCUACCUAUGGACACUUCCUACAUCACUAUACUGCGAGACCCCGCAGAGCUUUUUGAGUCAUCCUUCCACUACUUUGGCCGGCUGGUGCCUUUUACUUGGAAGAUACCAGGUGAUGACAAGCUGACUGAGUUCCUCCGUGACCCCCAUUACUACUUUGACCCUGAGGGCUUCAACUCUUUCUACCUCAAGAACCUGCUAUUCUUUGACUUUGGGCAGGACAACACUCUGGAGCUGGAUGACCCGCGGGUAGAGGAGGGAAUCAGAUUCAUCGCUGACCGUUUUCAGCUGGUCAUGUUGGUGGAAUACUUUGAGGAAUCACUCAUCCUGCUCAAGGAUGCCCUCUGCUGGGAGAUGGACGACGUGCUCUUCUUCAAGCUCAACGCCCGCAAGGGAUCCACUGUGUCUAAACUGACCCCUGAGCUGAGGGCCAGGGCUCUGGAGUGGAACGCUGUUGACUGGAAGCUAUACCAGCAUUUCAACCAGACUUUUUGGAAGAAAGUAGAUGCAUACGGACGGCGGCGGAUGGCUGAGGAUGUGGCAGAGCUCAGGAGAAGGAACGCAGAGAUGGCAUCCAUCUGCAUUGAGGGGGGUCGAGCUGUGGAAGCUGGCAGCAUCCAAGAGACAGCCAUGCAGCCCUGGCAGCCCAUCGGAGAGAAGUCCAUCAUGGGCUAUAACCUGAAGAAGAAUGUGGACAAGGCACAUCGGAAGUUGUGCCGAAAGAUGUUGACGCCUGAGCUGCAGUAUUUAACAGAGCUCGGGGUUAACCUGUGGAUCACCAAGCUGUGGGGCCACGUCCGAGAUAUCAUUAACUGGUGACUAGACAUGUGAGGCCAAUUCACCUCUGACAGACUGUUUUAAAAGAAGAGGAAUCUGACUGUGUGGCUGAUAGAGUUAAAGACUUCUGACACAUGUCAAUCUUAUGACCUGUCUCAUUUUGUUGAAAUGUACCCACAUUGACUUGCAUUUCAUGUGAUUGUGCGCUGUAAUGUAUCUGAUGGGUGCUACAAAUACUGAACUACUUUACUACACGCAGAUGAGGCCUAGUAUUGUUCUCUAUGUUUCUUACUCUCAGAUGUGAGCUUGUUCUAAUGGAGCAGAUCAGUGAACAGUGAAGUUCAAGACUAAUUUUAUGUGACAUUUAAUGGAAUAAAGACAAAAAUGUUGCCAUCCCUGCCAAAUUUCUAAGAUUGUGUGAAGACACGGAAAGAAUUGUACUUCACUUUGAGCUAAAUAUUGUCAAACUCUUUGAUGUCAAGCCCCUAAAGUUGAAACAUUUAAGCUCGAAGAGACUGAAAGCCCACGAAGAGCUAAAAUUCAGUUGUGAAAAUAGUGAAUGUAAGAACUACAUCCCACUGCACUGUCUAUGGAGGACAAAAUCAGCCAUCAUUUAAAAAAUAGACCAUUUCACAGUUGUAAACAUAAACAUUCCAAAUGGGUCCCAGUUUAUUUCCUGUUGCAGUGUAUGUGAAUGACAUCAGCUGACCAUCGAAACGGUGUAUUGGUGAGAAAAGACAGACAUUUCUAAUGGCAGACAUUUUCACUUGUCAUAACAGGGAAAAAGCACAGGUGCAACUAAUAACAUUAACGAUCACUACAUCUCAAUCAAAUGUAGCCGUCGUUAAUGUUAUUAAUUACACCUGUGCUUUUCCUGCAAUGACUUGAAAAAGGUCUGAUCAAUAUUAUGCAAAGAAAUCAAUAAAUUAGAAGUACCGCACUAUGCAAUCAAGAAGAAUAAUUAUUUCCUUAUUAAUUACCCUUUCUUAUCAGUUUUAUAGCAUAUGAUAUAUCAUUGAGUUUUCUGCUAUACGAUAUAACAUUUUCACUUCUUUGCAGUUGUAGUCAAUUCUCCUUUCUCCUCAUAUCACAAUGUUUAUCCUACUAAUAGCAUCGCCCUUGCCAGGUGUUUUGCCAGUUACAUUGAUGACAUGGUGGGACUUUGUUGCAUAGUGAGUCACAGGAAAAUUUAUAGUCAGCCAAGUAAGGUCAAUUCUAUAUAGAAAGGCACUAUGACAAUGCCUAACAGUGUUAAACACUACCUACAUGUGUUUACAUGUGAAGGGAAUACAUGAAGGGAAUUAAAAUAGAUUAAUGUUUUUCCUCUCUCUCUCUCUUUCUCUCUCUCCCAAUAUAUAUAUAGUUUAUCGUGUUUUGUAUUUAAUAAUCGAUUCAGUUAUUGAUUAAUUUAUCUGAUCUGAUUACUGAUUUUGUCCUCCAUACACCUCCACACUAUUCCUGGCAGUAUAUGAUAAUCUUUUUAUCCACAAAAUAAAGUGAAAAUGACAUGUAAUAUUACAUGUAUUAAAUGUUCUGAUUCAUAAAAUUGGCUUCCUCUCUA